Molecule: messenger RNA, 1305 nt
Organism: Odocoileus virginianus texanus
Lineage: Eukaryota; Metazoa; Chordata; Mammalia; Artiodactyla; Cervidae
Product: homeobox protein TGIF2LX-like
Biological process (GO): negative regulation of transcription by RNA polymerase II
Molecular function (GO): RNA polymerase II cis-regulatory region sequence-specific DNA binding; DNA-binding transcription repressor activity, RNA polymerase II-specific
Source: RefSeq, a predicted model, not a curated record
CAGUGUUACCAACACUGUUAAUUGAUCUAGGAAGCAAAAAGUGAGACUUCCUCUUGUCGACCUGGCCAUACUUUCUUCACUGGCUUUCCCACACCUACGUUAGUGCUAGGUCAUCCAUCCUUGGUUCCUAGGAUAUUGAAGACAGGUCUCUAGAACAUGGAGGCCACUUAAGAAAGUUCAACGGAGACCUGAAGCCUGGGUCAGGGCACCUCAAUGGAGUCGAAUAGUUACAGUGCUACAGAUGAAGUUCUUGUCUCAAAAAAGGGCAAGAGAAAGUGGAAACGGUACUUGCCAACUGAGUCGGUGAAGAUCCUCUAUGACUGGCUGUAUGAACACCGGUUUAAGCCUUAUCCUUCAAAGGUAGAGAAGUGCAUGCUGUCAGAGCAGACCAGUUUGUCUUUCCAGCAGAUUUCUAAAUGGUUCAUCAAUGCCCGCAGACGCUUUCUUCCGGAAAUGCUUUUAGAGGAUGUAAGUGACCCCAACCAGGUUACCAUAUAUCACCAAAAAGGCAGUGCUGCUGAUGUGACCCACCAGCAGGGUGGCUAUCUAUCUAUUGAUGCCAAGUCAGGGCCCAGAGAUCCAGACACGAUAAAAUGUCUGCCUCUGAGCCCCUCGCUGAUGGAACAGGGAUCAGGGGAACUGCCAAAUCAAGAGAUGGUCCCAGGCCAGAGGCUCAUCCCUAAGGCCCAAUUAAAUGAAAAGUUUGAGGUUUUCAACAGUGGGCCCUUGCUUAUAUCGUCUCCCGAACCUGUGGUGACAGGGGAGUGCACGGAUUUCAGCAACUUCCAGCUGCUGGUUGAUGCAGCCGUACAAAAGUCUGCCGAACUGGAGCUCCAGAAAAAGCAAGAGACUAACUCAUGAUUUCCCGUGUCUCUAAAAAUUCCUGGUAGUCAGUCCCUUGGUAGAUCUAUUUAUGCUCCCCAAACCCACUUGCAGUUUUGUUUUAUAGAGGCAUCUUUCCUUCCAGGGGUUUAUUGAGAACUAUCACUAGCUGGUGGGACUCAGUUCUGCCAGGUAGUUCGGUGUUGCCAGAUGAAACAACUUGUCAUCAUGAUUAACACUACAUCAAGGAUCUCUGUUCUUUCUUUUGCUUCCCUGAGGAUUUAAAGGCUUCAAUCAGACCAAUACAUCAGAGACUAGACACAAUGUUAGGACUUCAGAGAAGAAUGUUUUGGCUUUUCUAAUCAGAAUUUUUGGUCCCAGAGAUGCUGCAGAUACCAAGUCACCCCUCUUUCUCCCAAUCUCUUGCUUAUUAGCAUGAAUAAUGGAAAGGAAAGACUCUAAAAUAAAGAUUGCUAUAGCUGC